UUGGACUGUUCUGCUAAGACUAACGAGCUAUUAGACCUAUAUUAAUUAAGUGUAUGUCAUUUAACAACGGGAACAGGCACCUUCGGCGGCAUCACGGGGUUGUUUAUGGGCUGCAGUUUCGUGUCCGUCUUCGAGCUGGUGUUCUUCGUGUGUGUGCGACCCACUUGCAACUGGCUGCUCCGACAGAGAGUACGUUAUAGACUGCGGCGUCGUCGUCGUCAAAUCGAACAGGCGGCUAAUGGUAAUUAGGUCGAGCUCACUAACUGGCCCAAAUUCCUGAGCAAAGACAAAUCAGUUGGCAGUGAAAAGCGCAUGAGAUGGCGUUUAAGAAGCGGCGCAUCUUUGAUCUACGCGUGGUGCAAUCGCAACAGCAUAUGUCUAAGUCUUUGGAAGGGCACAGGAACAGCAAUAGCACCGCUACCUUCUCAGUACUCAGUCAUGGUCACAGUCGCCGACGUUGGAAAUAUUAUCGGCUGCGACUUAUUUGGAAUUGGUUCACGGAAAGUCUGCGCAAUUAUUGUCAGACCACAUCGUUGCAUGGCUUCAGCUACAUUACUCGCCAGGAUAUCAGCAGGAAUGAACGUUUCUUUUGGUUGUUUGUUGUCUUGUCUGCCAUUAUCGCCUCCAUAUCUCUGGUAUUAGUUUCACUGUAUGCGAAUCGUGAGACGCCAACGGUGACUGUCAUCGAGAGUUCGCAUUUCCCCACCUGGAAUAUUCCCUUUCCGGCUGUAACGAUUUGCAAUUUCAACAAGAUUUCGAAGACCAAAGCUUUAAACUUGAUGCGAAAUAUGCAACUGCCACCCAACGUCACAAAUGAGCAUUUGCAGCAACUUUUUAACCUAACGCUACUCCCAGUGGGCAACACCAUUAGCAACGAUUCCCUACAUAUCUACGAUAAUAUUUUAAACAUGAAUAAUAUUACUCUCACGGAGCUGAGCAAACAACUCUCACCCGACUGCCUGGAGAUGAUCUCUCGAUGCAUCUGGAAGGGAAUCAACACACGCUGCGAGAGUCUCUUUCAACGCAUUAUGACACUGGAGGGCACUUGCUGCAGCUUCAACUACUUUGCUGCAUUGACCAAUAAUUUUCCAACAAAGAUUGCUUACCAGGUGCCCAAGCGUCCGUAUCGGGUGACAGGGUGUGGCUAUCCGACUGGACUUUCCGUGCUCCUCGAUCCCAUGGUCGCCGAUUAUUAUGGCACAUUCUUUAGCGGCUUCGGCUUUCGCCUGCUCAUCCACAAUUCGCAUAAUUUUCCCGAUGAGAACGCAGAAUCCAAAGUGGUAACCUCCACGCGAGAAAGUUUCGUGCGCAUCAAUCCAGAAUCGACAUAUGCUACAAGGGAUAUACAGCGCAUGGACUUGAAGUGGAGGAACUGCCUCUUUGGCAACGAGCGUAAGCUGGAUGGACUCAGACGAUACUCUUUCAUCAACUGCAUGUUCGAGUGCAGAAUGCGAAUGACUCUAGAGAUCUGCGGCUGUCUGCCCGCCUAUGUGGCCAACAAUGGCACCUUCAAGGUGUGCGGAGUUCUUCAUUUAAACUGCAUUAUUGAGAGCAAACGUCUCUACUCUCGUGCCUUGGCGAAUCUGGGCGCGUCGCUCUCCAGAGUACGUCGUACAACCAGUUUUCCCUGUGAUUGUCUCCCUGAUUGUGAGUCCAAUUUGUAUGUCUCCGAGAGCACCAUGGGCCGAUUAGAGGUUAAUUACUCCAGCAGAAGAAGUAGCAGCUCCAGUCAAACAGAUAGCAUUUUGGUUCAUGUGUUCUUCAGCGACUUGAUGUCCACUCGAUACCGCAUGGAAAUAUUUCAGAACUGGCUAUCGGCACUAGCUUCAUUUGGCGGCCUGUUGGGUCUUAUUCUUGGCUUCAGCAUUGUCACUGCCUUCGAAUUUGUUUAUUUCCUUACAUUUCGUCCUAUUUUCAAUUACAUCAACCGUGAUAGAGACUAAAUUGAAAAUAAUCUCGAUCAAUACAGUUCAUUGCAGAUUAUGUGAAUGCCUUACUAUAAUCAAUAAUGGGAAAUUUCGCAAUGCACAAAAUGGUUUUGCCCAACAAUCAAGACACGUGCUCGUAGUUAAUCUACUGUAAAUUUCUUUUAUUAAAUUUAUUAUACUCCAGCAAAUUGUAUUUAUAACGAGUUUCUGACUACAGAUAUUGAAACGUACUAUGCGUAUACUUGAUUAGAAGUGUGGGCAGAAUGUAGAUCGUGAUCGCAAAUAAAUGUUGAAACAGCAUCUAUCUAUUGGGUCUGUUAAAUGUAUUUUUAACUUAGUAUCAAUCACAUGGUUUUUAUUGCUCUACACAAAAUUCCUACGAAAUGCGAAAGUUGAUAAUUACAAAUGAUUCAAACAAUAACGUAAAACCCAUGUCAUAAAACUAUUAUUGUGCAAUGACAUGUUUCCACAUUCUAUUUUGAAUAUCCGAGAGCAGUUAAAGUAAUUAAGACUAAUUCAUCA
Molecule: messenger RNA, 2450 nt
Organism: Drosophila sulfurigaster albostrigata
Lineage: Eukaryota; Metazoa; Arthropoda; Insecta; Diptera; Drosophilidae
Product: pickpocket protein 11
Biological process (GO): sodium ion transmembrane transport
Cellular component (GO): membrane
Molecular function (GO): ligand-gated sodium channel activity
Source: RefSeq, a predicted model, not a curated record